UUGAACUAUCUUGAACUAUCUUGAACUAUCUUGAACUAUCUUGAACUAUUUUGAACUAUCUUGAACUAUUUUGAACUAAAGAACUUCCAAAGAACUUGCACUUGAACUUGUAUUUGAACUAGCACUUGAACUUGAACUAUCUUGAACCUUGAAUCUGAAACAUACAUACUGAAUGAAACUUGAAUCUGGAAAUCUUGAAUCGAAUCAAAACUGGAACAGAAUAUUUCUAAAGAUUGUAUUGCCAUUUUUAGAAGACAUAAUUAUUGUCAAUUAUAAAGAAAUUAUUGGUAGUUUCUAGAAGGAAUUAAAAGUAAACUGAAAUAAAAAGAAGAACAAUAGAGGGAAAGGAAUCUAACUCUAAUUCCUGGAACUUGAUAAGACCAUACUUACAGUUGAAAGCAGUAAUAUUGUAAAUCUUGGGAAAGAAAAAAAAGAGGUAUACAUUUUAAAGAGUAAAGUAGAUUGGAAAAGUAGUCGUUCAAGAUAAAUAUUGGAAGUUUGAAGGACUGUAUUGCCAUUUUAGAAGACAUAAUUAUUGUCAAUUACAAAGAAAUUAUUAGCAGUUUCUAGAAGGAAUUAAAAGUAAACUGCAAUAAUAAAAGAAGAAUAAUAGAGGAACAGGAAUCUAAUUCUAAUUCCUGGAACUUGAUAAGACCAUAAUUACAGUUGAAAGCAGUAAUAUUGUAAAUCUUGGGAAAGAAAAAAAGAGGUAUACAUUUUAAAGAGUAAAGUAGAUUGGAAAGUAGUCGUUGAAGAUAAUAUUGGAAGUUUUAAGGACUGUAUUUUAGAAGACAAAAUUGCUGUCAAUUAGAAAAAAAAUCUGGGCAGUUUCUAGAAGGAAUUAAAAGCAAAGUGAAAUAAAAAGAAGAACAAUAGAGAAAAAGCAAUCUAAUUCUAAUUCCUAGAACUUGAUAAGACCUCUAUUAGAAUUCAAAACAGUAGUAUUAGUAAUCUUGGGAAAGUAAAAAGAGCGUAUACACAGCAAAGAAUAAAGAAGAUUGAACAAAAUAGUGUGAAGAAGGCAAUAUUGCAAGUUUGAAAGACUGUAUUGCCAUUUUAGAAGACAUAAUUACUGUAAAUUAGAAAGAAAUAUUUGGCAGUUUCUAAAAGGAAUUAAAAACAAACUGAAAUAAAAAGAAGAACAAUAGCGAGAAAGCAAUUUAAUUCUAAUUCCUAGAACUUGAUAAGACCAUAAUCACACAAAAUUUGUGUCAAUAUAUAGAGUCCUAGAAAAGUGAGCGUUGUUGAUUGUAAAGAGAAAAGGAAAGAAAUCCUUCGAUAUAUAGUGUUCAGAAUUUUAAAAAUAAAAGUAAGCUUGAUUGUAGAGAGAGUAAGAAAGAAGAUUGGGUCAGGAUAAAUAUAUAGUUUUAGAAAUAUAAGUGAGGUUGAUUGAUUUGAGAAAGAAUAAGAAAGAUAUUUUGAUCAGGAUAUAAAGUGAACCUGUUUGCAGAGAGAGAGUAACAAAGAAAUUAGCAAUUUGGGAACUUAUAUAGGCCUACAAUACAUUUAGGCUAUUAAUGACCUACUCAUAAUUUUAAUAAAAAACGCCAUCUUGAGACAAAAACAUUAUAGCUCCUUAACACAGUACAAGCUAGUGUAUAUAAAGCUAGGCUAUUGAAAUACCAUAGAGUUUAAUAUCAGUAAGGAUUAGUUUUUCAUAAUUCACAAUAGGAAUAUUUAAAUAAAAGACUAUUGGAGUAAGGAAUAUAUACAGAACAUUAUAUAUCAAAGUUACAGAACCGUUAAUUGUAGACUUGUAAUUAUUAACCAGAACUGUUGCAAGUAUAUAAGCAAAAUUUACCAUGAUGGAUACAAUUGAAUUUAAGAAAACACUUGAUGAAAUCAUGAAUAUACUGACUAGUUGUGCAUUGGUGACCAACCCAGAUCUUAAUGAAUGCUGUAUCUGUAACAAUGAAAUCAAAGAAAAUGAAAGUGAUGCAAGAUGUGACUGUUGUAGUAAGCAUUUUCAUGUGACAUGUAUGGGAUUCCCUUGUGAAGACAGACUGAGUGACCUGACAUUGAUCUGGAUUUGUUCAUUUUGUGGCAAUAACAACAUGGCUCAUCGCAUGUUUGAUCAAGUAUGCAUCCCUUCUCAUUUCAAUAGAUACGAACUUCUUGGUGAUCAUGAUGAACACUGUUACUUGGAUUUGAACCAAUCAAGGACCCUAUCAAGUACGACCAACAAAAGAAAAUGUGGCAGAUCAAAGAAGAGAUCAAGGAUUUGCGAAAGUACAGAGUUCAUGCUGGUGGCAAGAAAAAAGAAGCAAAGAACAAGAAAGGUCGAGCAAGGAACAAGAAAGAAGCAGUCGAGGUUUCCUGAUUUGUAACGGACACAGUGUUGUACUUCGUACUCAAAGCUGGCAAGAUUAAGGAUUGUCGACCUGAUCCGUAUAUUGAAGUUGGAACAUUCCAUGAACCUUGCAAAGUGCUCAUUUUUUGACUGGGUUGGAGGAGGAGACAAGAUAAGAUUCCCUAUGCAGCUAUUUCACUGAUUGUGGCCAAGCAACACCAUACCAUUGCCCGGAAAAAACGUUAUGAUAAAUAAAAAAGACCAAUGUGCAACAUGUACGAAGUAUGACCAGUUGUCUGGAGAUCAGAAGGAGAAUUUCACGGAAACCCAUCUCGUACAAAAAACAGAGGCUCAAGAUGCCAAAGCAGUUCCUUGCAUCGUGUAAGACAGAAAAUCGUUGUGAAUAAGAUGGAGUGCAAAAGAGGACAUGCUUACAACAAGAAAUAUGCUGAUAAAUUUGACUUCGGUGCAUCAUCAGGAAAGAGCAAACAUCAUGCAACUUGCAAGGAAUGUCGCCGAGAUUUGUCAAUUUUGCAUGGCGGUUGUAAUGACAUUGUUGUUCAUUGCAAAUCAAAGCAACACAUCACUGCUUUCAAGUCUGAAUCGUCAGCACGAGAAAUAACAUCAUGGAUGUCAACCUCCAAGGAUUUUAAUAUAACUAGAGCUGAGUGCUUAUUUACAUCAUUUUAUUUGGAGCACAAUAUUCUUCUAUCAGCUGCAAGUCACAUGGGACCAUUGUUGAAAAAAGCCUUUCCUAAUUCUGAGGAGGUUAUGAAGUUUACCAGUGCAAGGACCAAACAUCUUGUCUUGUGCGUGAAAUGGCCAAAGAUAAACAAGGACAGAUCGUUUCAGCCAUGAAAGCACGGCCAAUUGCAAUAUCAACUGAUGGGAGUAAUGUCAGCGACAGUAAACCAUACCAAAUUGUGGCAUGCCUCGGGAAGUGUCAGUGCUUGGUUGCCCCAAUCAUCUAAUUGAUUCUGCUGCCAAAGAUGCGUCAUCUGCAUUACCAUAUUCAAUUGACUCGCUCCUUAUUGAUGUGUUCUACUAUCUGGAAGCCAGCGUGAACAGGAAAUUGAAUCUCAAGAAGUUCCAGAUGCUCAUUGGGAACGAAGUGCAGGCAGUUCUGAAACAUGCUUGUACGAGAUGGCUGAGCUUGGGCCAAUGCUUGCCAAGAUUUAUCCAACAAUGGCAAGCUCUAGUCCUCUUUUUUGAAGGAGAAGUGUCAGCCGAGCAGAAGACGCCUACUCAACAGACAAAGCAGAAGAAGCCUACUCAACAGACCAAGGCUACCAAGAAUAGUGUCCAGACUUCACUUGUUCCAAAGAAGCCAACUCCAGCUGUGAAAAAUGAACCUGCUCAGGGAUCUCAACUGAAGAAAAAGCCUGCUCACCAAACCAAGAUGACUGCACAACUCCAAGCAUUCUGCAUUCCCAAGAAGGUGUCUGCAGAUCCACCACAUGUGAGCAAACCUGCCAAGUCUCAGACCCAAGUUCAACUUCAAACACCACAGCCACAACACAGUAGACCUGCAUCUUCAAGCUCUACUACUCGGGAAAAACGACAAAUGAGGAAGCUUCGGAUACACCUAGAAAAAAGCAGAAGACUGGGAAAGUUGUUGGCAAGGCAACAGGCUCAACAGUGCUCAAGACUGGAACUUCCAGUCAUCCCAGUAUGAUUUCUAGUAAAAUGACUGGAAAUGAAAAAACAAGAUGUGGAGGAAAAAAA
This is a messenger RNA of Strongylocentrotus purpuratus (purple sea urchin), 4015 nucleotides long. RefSeq lists its product as uncharacterized. Lineage: Eukaryota; Metazoa; Echinodermata; Echinoidea; Camarodonta; Strongylocentrotidae. The record is from RefSeq and is a predicted model, not a curated record. Bases 3219 to 3965 code for a protein of 248 amino acids. The transcript is spliced from 7 exons.